AAGGUUUUCCAGUUACCAUUUUUGUUGCAGAGACUGUGCAGUUGAUCCAACUUGUGUGCUCUGUAUGGACUGCUUCCAGAAUAGCAUUCACAAGAACCACCGGUACAAGAUGCAUAGCUCCACUGGAGGCGGAUUUUGUGACUGUGGGGAUACAGAGGCAUGGAAGGCUGGACCGCUGUGUACUAAACAUGAGCCUGGAGCAUCAGGUUCUGCAAAAGAAAAUUCUGAAUGUCAGUUGAAUGAAGAAAUUAUGGAUCACUCUAGGAAGUUGUUUCCCUCUGUGAUAAAAUACAUUGUAGAUAUGCUUAUAUGGGAAGAAGAGAAGGAACUGCCUCCGGAGCUCACAAUUAGUAGAGAGAAGGUAGACAGCUACUACUGUGUCCUUUUCAAUGAUGAACAUCAUUCUUACGAUCAUGUCAUCUAUAGCCUGCAAAGGGCACUUGCCUGUGAACUUGGUGAAGCCCAGUUGCAUACUACUGCCAUAGAUAAAGAGGGUCGUAGAGCUGUUAAGGCAGGACAGUAUGCCGCUUGUCAGAAAGCAAAAGAAGAAAUCAAGAGGCAUUCUGAAAACGUUUCUCAACGACCACUUCAUGUGGAGGUUCUGCAUGCUGAUGUUAUGGCUCACCAGAAGUUUGCCUUGCGUCUUGGUUCUUGGCUGAACAAACUCAUGAGCUAUUCAAGUGACUUUCGCCAGAUCUUUUGUCAAAUAUGUCUCAAAGAAGAAGCUGGAUCUGAAAAGCCGUGCUUCAUAAGCAAGUUGAUGCUAUGGGAUGCAAAACUUCAUAAAGGGGCAAGGAAGGUUCUUCAUGAACUUAUCUUCACUAGUUUUUUCAUGGAAAUGGAAUACAAAAAACUUUUUGCUGUGGAAUUUGUGAAGUAUUACAAGGCAUUGCAAAAAGAGUACAUCAGUGAUGAUCAUGACAGAGUUCUCUCUGUGACAGCACUCUCAGUUCAGAUGUUCACUGUACCUACUCUGGCCCGACAUCUUAUUGAAGAGCAAAAUGUAAUCACCACCAUUACAGAGACACUCCUAGAAGUGCUUCCAGAGUACCUAGACAAAAAUGACAAGUUCAACUUCCAAGGUUAUAGUCAGGACAAACUGAACCGAGUAUAUGCAGUAAUAUAUGACCUCAGGUAUGUCUUAGUCAGCAAGCCUACGUUAUGGACAGACCGUCUGAGGGAGCGGUUUUUAGACGGAUUUGUUUCUUUCCUAAGGAUUCUAACUUGCAUGCAGGGAAUGGAGGAGAUAAAAAGACAGAUUGGUCAGCACAUUGAGGUGGAUCCUGACUGGGAAGCAGCUAUUGCUAUACAGAUGCAACUCAAGAACAUUCUUUUGAUGUUCCAGGAGUGGUGUGCCUGUGAUGAAGAGCUGUUGCUCAGGGCCUACAGGGAAUGUCAUAAAGCUGUUAUGAGGUGCAGCACAAAUGGCCGCUCACGGGAAAAGACAGUGUUUCACUUGUGUGGCCAUACCCUGGAGAGCAGACCUUACAGAGUGUCUGCAGAUCCUGUCAGCAUACAUUUACCGCUGUCUAGGACUCUUGCUGGUCUUCAUGUACGAUUAAGCAAGACUGGAACCAUCUCAAGAUUACAUGAGUUUGUUUCUCCUGAAGAAUUUCAAGUGGAGCUGCUAGUAGAAUAUCCUUUGCGAUGUCUUGUCUUGGUUGCUCAGGUGGCUGCAGAGAUGUGGAGAAGGAAUGGGCUCUCCUUGAUAAGUCAGGUGUUCUAUUACCAAGAUGUUAAAUGCAGAGAAGAGAUGUAUGAUAAAGACAUCAUCAUGCUCCAGAUAGGUGCAUCUCUUAUGGAUCCAAACCAGUUCCUCCUCCUGAUACUGCAGAGAUAUGAGCUUGCUGAUGCUUUCAAAAAGAUAAAGCCCACCAAAGAUCAGGAUUUGAUCAAACAAUGUAAUGUGUUAAUAGAAGAGAUGCUACAGAUUCUCAUCUAUGUUGUGGGGGAAAGAUAUGUGCCUGGAGUGAGUAAUGUGACAAAAGAAGAUGUUACCAUAAGAGAAAUCAUCCAUCUGUUAUGUAUUGAACCAAUGGCUCACAGUGCAAUUACCAAGUCAUUGCCUGAAAAU
Messenger RNA from Pelecanus crispus (Dalmatian pelican), 2074 nucleotides. Lineage: Eukaryota; Metazoa; Chordata; Aves; Pelecaniformes; Pelecanidae. The record is from RefSeq and is a predicted model, not a curated record.